GUCGGACAACCAGAAGUAGCUUUUACAGAGACGGAACUGAAUAAGCUAUUUAUAAAUUGCACAUAUCUUCUUAUAACGUCAGAAAAAAGAUAUUUUGCUCACGAAACGUCACAAUAGGCUUAACUCGCAUAUAAUGUUGAAAAGAGGAUUAACGUCGGUGGUGGACGUCAUUAAGAGUGUUUAUCAGCUAGCGUGGUUGCGAGCCACUGGUUAUUGGAAUUAAAGCAUUGAACAAAAUGAGUGAAGUUGAGGAAACUCUACAGAGAAUUGAAGCCCAAGGAAGUGUGCUAGGAACAAUUAUAGUUAAUGCAGACGGCAUUCCCAUCCGAUCUACAUUUGACAUCUCAAAAGCUGGAAAGUAUGUGGACCUUUUUCGCCAACUCACCGUACUGGCCAGAAGCACAGUGCGGGACAUGGACCCAGAGAAUGAACUCGUAGUUCUCCGCAUCAGCACCAAGAGUCAAGAGAUCAUGGUUGGACCAGAGAAUGGCUAUCUUUUGAUACUCAUCCAGAGGUACGAGAGAUACUCGCGGGCAUAAGAGGCAGACAUUAUUCCAUGGAGUGUGUAAAAUUGCUUAAUAUGAAAGCUAAAAUAAAGGAAUGAAUGCAAAUGUAAGUGUAGAUCCUUCUUUAACAUUCAACGAACCGACUAAAAGGCUCUAAAUUUGGAUUCAAAUGUUCAUCAUUAGACGUUGUGUCA
This is a messenger RNA of Dunckerocampus dactyliophorus (ringed pipefish), 700 nucleotides long. RefSeq names its product dynein light chain roadblock-type 2-like. Gene Ontology annotation, cellular component: cytoplasm; cytoplasmic dynein complex; centrosome. Gene Ontology annotation, biological process: microtubule-based movement. Gene Ontology annotation, molecular function: dynein intermediate chain binding. Lineage: Eukaryota; Metazoa; Chordata; Actinopteri; Syngnathiformes; Syngnathidae. Bases 237 to 539 code for a protein of 100 amino acids. The transcript has 4 exons. The record is from RefSeq and is a predicted model, not a curated record.